ACCAAUUCUCUAGAAUUCUAACACCAAUGGAAGAGAGAGAAGCAAAGAAAGAAAAAAUGGAAGGGAAGAAAACCAGCCAUCCUCUACUUAGAGGGGAUAGCAUUCUGUGUAGCUCUAGUCAUGGCUUCUCCCCAGCUCAGAUCCAAACUCUGGCUUCCAUCUGUGAAGUUCUCAUCCCUUCCCUGCCACUGCCUGAGGGGAAGAAACCCAUGGACCAUCCCCUUCAAUACUUCUACAAAGUUUCUGGGUCUCACCCUCCCAUCCCUGAUGAGAUUGGGAACCCUGUUGCUCUGUGGCAGGCUUUGUCUUUCAAGGGAAUGGCCGCUUAUCCACAAGUUUUCAGAGCUUUCUGUGGAGAGGAGAGAAGAAAUCCUCAUGCAAUGGUCAAGGGGGAGGUUUCUGAUACUUCUAAGGGUAGUCUUUGUGCUAAUCAAAACCUUCUGCCUGUUCACAUUCUUCUCCCGGAACACAACAUCUACAAGAUAAAAUGUGAUGUAGUGGUGAUUGGUUCUGGUUGUGGAGGAGGGGUGGCUGCCGGAGUUCUGGCAAGCUCCGGUCAGAAAGUUGUUGUUCUUGAGAAAGGGAACUAUUUUGUUCCAGAAGACUAUUCUUCCCUAGAAGGGCCUUCUAUGUCUGAGCUAUACGAGGGUGGUGGAAUUAUGUCCACUGUGGACGGCCAAAUUUCACUUUUGGCGGGUUCAAUAGUAGGCGGAGGCUCUGCUGUUAACUGGUCUGCAUCCAUCAGAACACCGGAGAAUGUUCUGAGAGAGUGGUCUGUGGAUCAUAGGAUCCCAUUUUUUGGCAACAAUGAGUAUCAUUCUGCCAUGGAUGCUGUAUGUAAGAGGCUUGGUGUCACAGAUAAGUGUUCAGAGGAAGGAUUUCAAAACCAAAUCUUGAGAAAAGGGUGUGAGACUCUUGGUCUGAAAGUCGAGCAAGUGCCGAGGAAUUCAUUGGAGAAUCAUUUCUGCGGUUCUUGCAAUUUAGGAUGCAGAACAGGAGACAAGAAGGGAACUGAUUCUACCUGGUUGGUCGAUGCUGUGGCCUGUGGAGCCGUGAUCGUAACGGGAACUAAAGCUGAGAGGUUCAUAUUGGUAGAUAAUGACAAUGGAAGGAGAAAGAAGAAAUGUUUGGGAGUGAUUGCAACAGCAUUGAACAAUAAUCUGACGAAGAAGCUGCAAAUUGAGGCUAAGGUUACAGUUUCAGCUUGUGGGUCUCUAUUGACACCACCUUUAAUGAUCUCUAGCGGAUUGCAGAAUCCAAAUAUUGGUCGGAAUCUCCAUCUCCAUCCGGUUCUUCUAGCAUGGGGAUACUUUCCAGAAGAUGCAUCGGGGAUCAAAGGCAAAAUGUUCGAGGGAGGAAUUAUCACUUCACUUCACAAGGUUGUUUCAGGAGAUUCCAAAAUGGUUGCGCUUAUAGAGGCUGCUGCGGUCGGACCAGGCAUUUAUGCAGCACUCUCUCCCUGGAUUUCAGGAGGUGACCUGAAGGAAAGGAUGUUGAAGCUUCCCAGAACCGCUCACCUUUUUCCAUUGGUGAGAGACCAGGGUACGGGACAAGUGAUGGAAGAGGGAAAGAUCAAGUAUCAAUUGAGUGAGGUCGACGAAGAGAAUCUGAGAACCGGGUUGAGGCAGACAUUGAGAAUUCUAAUUGCAGCUGGAGCAGAAGAAGUGGGAACCUAUAGAAGUGACGGUCAGAGAAUCAAAUGCCGAGGACUUACCAAUGAAAGUUUGGAGGAGUUCCUGGAUGAUGUAUCCUCUACAGGAGGGUUGCAGUCCAAGAAUGAGACGUGGAAUGUAUAUUUGACGGCACAUCAGAUGGGAAGCUGUAGAAUGGGAGCUACAGAGGAGGAAGGAGCGGUUGAUGAGAACGGUGAGAGUUGGGAAGCAGAAGGCCUGUUCGUAAGCGAUGGAAGUGUGCUGCUCACUGCAAUUGGAGUGAAUCCCAUGAUCACUAUUCAGUCUAUCUCCUAUUGCAUUUCCAGUAGGAUUGCCAAGAAAUUUAAAAGUGAAACUGAGCCGUAAGUAAAGUACCAACUAGUUGAACAACUGUUUUGAGUUGGGGAAAAAAAUAUAUUAAUAAAUAAAGCCAAUGUUGUGGGACUUGCAUAACUUUUUACCGAACUAUGGAUUUUAUGAAUAAAGAUUAGAUUAUUUCCUCUUGGUUUUAUUUCGAUCAAUUUUAAUUGAAAGGAUGUGGAUUAGAGAGUAUGAAGGAAAUUGAGCAGAUAAAACAGUGAUGGAAUA
Rubroshorea leprosula is the source of this 2240-nucleotide messenger RNA. NCBI's taxonomy places the organism in Eukaryota, Viridiplantae, Streptophyta, Magnoliopsida, Malvales, Dipterocarpaceae. The record is from the annotation of a GenBank genome assembly.